AUGAAGAUCGCACUCUUCGCCGUGCUUGUGGGGCUGGUGGCUGCGGCACCGGCCCCGGCCAUCCCAAAUGGUGACGGCAAGAGCGACCUCGUCGCCCGCAAUAAUUGGGGCGGGUCCAAGGACGACGGGUGGAAGGCCGAUGACGAUGGUCACGAUGGAUGGAAGGGCGGUGACGAUGGCCACGACGGUUGGAAGGGCGGUGACGAUGGCCACGACGGUUGGAAGGGCGAUGACCAUGGCCACGACGGUUGGAAGGGCGAUGACCAUGGCCACGACGGUUGGAAGGGCGAUGACCAUGGCCACGACGGUUGGAAGGGCGAUGACCAUGGCCACGACGAAUGGAAGGGCGGUGACGACAAAGGCGGUGACAAGGGACAUGGCGGCGGCAAGAACUGUCUCGCCCGCCGUAAUGGCAGCCCGGGCAUGGGUUCGUUCUACUCCAAGGGCUGGGACAAUGGCGAUGACAAGUGGGACAAGCACGGCGACGGCAAGGGCCACGAUGACGGCCAUGGCGGCGGUCAUGACGGCGGCCACGGUGGUGGCCACGGUGGCGACGACUGCCCCGACCCCUACUCGGAGGAAGACACGACCAAGUGGAUCCUCAACAACCCCAGCGUCCUCGUCAACGUGGUUCUGCCUCUUCGCGACAUCGAGAUCCCCAUCAUCGAAAUUCUGGACGAGGGCAUCGUGCCGAUCAUCAACCGUACAGCACCAGUCCUCGACCUCAAUGAGCGUCCCGCCUUGCUGAACGGCAGCAGCCCCGCGACCAUCUGGGGCGGCAUCACCUCGCCAGGCAUGAACGCCACCUUCCGUCCCGUGCAGGGCACGAACAAGAACGCGGAUGUCUUUGCCUCGAGCUCGCCCGACUCAGCCUUCCCACAGCGCAAACGCCAGGUUGCGAUCAACUCGCAACCGGACUUGCUUCCAGCUGGGAUGUGCACCUACCAGUAUCAGCACGUGCUUGGGGGUGACGGGAGCGCGUCGCGCGGCGCGCUCUGGGCUCUCGAGGGGUACGUGGACCUCGUUGCGGCCGAUGUCCAGCAGGGCGGUAUCGGCGACUGCGGCAUGGGUGCGGCGAUCAUGUCGCUUGCUAGUGGAGGUUGGACGCGGUACAUCAAGAACUCGUUCGUUCGCGUCGGCGAGGGCGAAGGCUCUUACGAGGUCCUCCUAAAGAAGGACGGCGUGACGCAGCGCAUCGCCAUUGACGACCAGCUCCCCGUCCUCACCAACGCCAACCCCAUGUGCUGGCCUUACCCCGGCUUCCAGCCCGUGCUCGACGCCGCCUUCCCAGGCCCAGACGGCACGUACCCGCCUACCCCGAUCUUCUUCAUGCCUCUCUUCGAGAAGGCGUUUGCCAAGUUCCUCGACGCCAACCCCGCCUGGAAGAGCGCCAAGCCCGAGGAGACGGGUUAUGCCGGUCUCGAGGGUGUCAACCCUGCCUACGUCCUCGCAGCCGUCACAGGCGGUACCCCCAAGAGCGUGUGGCGCACUCGCCCAGGAUUUGACGGGCCUAUCCUCUCCGCCCUCCUCACGUGCAUGCGCGGCACUGCGCCAUGCGCCAUCUCCACCGGGAACAGCACAACCCUCGAGGGCCUCGGCAUGCUCGACACCACUGGCACCAUUUGGCUCAACCCAGGCGGUGACGCUGCCAUGCCCCGCGGCUACACCGCCGGAGACACUAGCGGCAUGCUCGCAUCUGACGCACCCGGCUCGAAGAGCACGUUCACCGUCAUCGACUUUGACCAGGUCAAGCCGACGCCCGACGGCGACCGUUCCACCGUCCUCACCUUUGUCGGCAACCACGCGUACGGUUUUGACCACACGCGCUCAACCGACUUCCCACUCCCUGCCAGCAUUGACUCGCUCAUCGACGUGCGCAUGGCAGCGCUCAACCCCUGGGGCUCCAACCCCUGCCAGUGGCCCGGCGGCGGUUGUGGUACCGGUGGCUUGUUCUCCGAGCCGUCCGAGCUCCCAUUCAGCUUCCGGACGCUCGCCAUGAGCAUCGUCGGUGUCUUUACAGUUGAAAACAUGCCCGUCAGCGUAUAA
Cutaneotrichosporon cavernicola is the source of this 2046-nucleotide messenger RNA. RefSeq lists its product as uncharacterized. The transcript has a single exon. Gene Ontology annotation, biological process: proteolysis. The coding region runs from base 1 to 2046 and encodes 681 amino acids. Lineage: Eukaryota; Fungi; Basidiomycota; Tremellomycetes; Trichosporonales; Trichosporonaceae. The record is from RefSeq and is a predicted model, not a curated record. Gene Ontology annotation, molecular function: calcium-dependent cysteine-type endopeptidase activity.